This is a messenger RNA of Labeo rohita (rohu), 1879 nucleotides long. RefSeq names its product tripartite motif-containing protein 16. Bases 50 to 1678 code for a protein of 542 amino acids. The transcript has 6 exons. Lineage: Eukaryota; Metazoa; Chordata; Actinopteri; Cypriniformes; Cyprinidae. The record is from RefSeq and is a predicted model, not a curated record. Gene Ontology annotation, molecular function: zinc ion binding; protein binding.
GAAAGAGAAACCGUAGUGUGUGUUUGUGUCUCUGCAUUCAAUAAGUAAAAUGGCAGAAGCCAGAGUUUUUCAGGAUGAGUUCUUAUGUUCAGUGUGUCAGGAUCUCCUGAAGGAUCCAGUGACCGUCCAGUGUGGACACAGCUACUGUAAGAGCUGUAUUACAGGCUGCUGGAAUCAGAAGGAACAGGUGAGAGUCUACAGCUGCCCUCAGUGCAGACAGAUCUUCAGUCCAAGACAUGCUUCAGCUACAAACACCAUGCUGGCUUUAGUGGUGGAGAAACUGAAGAAGACCAAACUUACUGACUGUGACGCUGGAGCUGGAGAUGUGCACUGUGACGUCUGUACUGGAAGAAAAUCCAAAGCCGUGAAGUCCUGUCUGGUGUGUCUGAACUCUUACUGUCAGCAUCACCUUGAGGAACAUGAAAGUUGGUUUAAAGGAAAGAGACACAAUUUGACUGAUGCCACUGGUCCACUGCAGGAAAUUAUCUGCCAGAAACAUGAGAAGCUCUUCGAGGUUUUCUGUCGCACGGAUCAAAAAUGUAUAUGUGUGCUAUGUACGAUGGAUGAACAUAAACACCAUGACACUGUGUCAGCUGCAGCACAGAGGACAGAGAAACAGAAGCAGCUUAAAGAGUUACAGAAGACAUUCCAGCAGAGAAUCCAGCAGAAAGAGAAAGAUCUUCAGCAGCUGAGAGAGGCUGUGGAGUCUAAUAAGCUCUCUGAACAGACAGCAGGGGAGGACAGUGAGAGGAUCUUUACUGAGCUCAUCCGCUCAGUCAUUGAGAAAAACCUCUUUGAACUGAUACGUCUGAUCAGAGAUAAGGAAAAGGCUGCAGUGAGUCGAGCUAAAAAACAACGGGAGCGACUGGAGCAGGAGAUCAAUGAUCUGAGGAGGGGAGACACUGAGCUGGAGCUGAUUUCACACACACAGGAUCACAUCCAGUUCCUGCAGAGUUUCCAGUCUCUCUCAGCAGCUCCUGAAUUUACAGACGUAAAUGACAAUCCCUUCAUUUCUCUCCUCUCUUCUGAUGACCCAAGAGAAACUGUAGAUCAGCUGAGAGACAAACUGGAGAGUUUCUGCAAAGAGGAGCUCAAAAAAAUCUCAGACAGAGUCAGAUUCACCAACACUGUUCCCAGAACCAGGAAUGACUUCCUACAAUAUUCCAAUCAGCUCACCCUGGAUGUGAACACAGUGAAUAAUUGGCUCCUUCUGUCUGAGAACAACAGAAUGAUUACUAACACUGACACAGAGCAGUUGUAUCCUGAUCAUCAAGACAGAUUUGAUGUGUAUCCUCAGGUGUUGUGUAGAGAGAGUGUGUGUGGACGCUGUUACUGGGAGCUGGUGUGGAGUAAAUGUGUGUGUAUAUCAGUGUCAUAUAAGAGCAUCAGCAGGAAGGGACGGGGUAAUGAUCGUGUAUUUGGAUUUAAUGAUGAGUCCUGGAGUUUGUUCUGCUCUCCCUCCAGAUACUCAUUCAGACACAACAACAUAUGGACUGAUCUCCCUGUGAAGUCCAUCAGCAGUAGAACAGGAGUGUAUGUAGAUUACAGUGCAGGAACUCUGUCCUUCUACAAUGUCUCUGACACAAUGAGCCUCAUCCACACAGUCCAGACUACAUUCACUCAGCCGCUCUACGCUGGGUUUACUGUUUUUUCUGGAUCAAAAGCAAAACUAAUUUGAUUAAAGAAAAUCCAGUCUUUUUCAUUCUGAUUAUUGAUAUUACUUUACAGUAAGCUUUCAUUUGUUAACAUUCAUUCACUACAUCAGUUAACAUGAACUAACAAUGAAAUGAAUAAUUGCAAAUUAAACAUUGUAACUGUGCAGCUUUGUAAAAGUAGCUUUGUUUUAGUUCUGUUGGUAUUAAAUAUUUAUUGUAAAAUG